AUGCCCGACAGGAAAGACGUACACAACUUCGCCGCCGGCCCCUCUCCUCUUCCCUCCAACGUCCUUGAGGAGGCGUCCCAGGGUCUCCUCGACUAUGCCGACACUGGCAUGGGCAUCUGCGAGCUCAGCCACCGAGGCAAAGAGUUCAAGGCCGUCAUCGAGGGUGCUGAGGCCGACUUGCGAAAGCUCCUUCAGAUUCCCGACAACUACGCCGUCCUCUUCUCCCAAGGUGGUGGUACCGGUCAAUUCUCUGCUGUGCUUCUCAACCUCCUCUCUGCCCACCGUAUCGCCAAUCCCGUACCUGCCGGGCAGUUUACCCCUCCCACUGUAGACUACAUCCUCACAGGCUCUUGGUCUUCUAAAGCCUACGCCGAAGCCCAGCGAUUGACCAGCGCCCCCUUCCCCAACUGCCCCGCCUUCGCUACGCCCAGAGUCGCUGCCACCACAAAGCCGACGGGCUGGACAAGACUCCCCAAGAAGAAGGAGUACAACUUUAGCAAGGACGCGGCGUACGUCUACUACUGCGAGAAUGAGACCAUCAACGGUAUCGAGUACCCUCCCGCGUCCAACCAGUCCUCCGAAUUCGCCUUCCCCUUCGACCAAGUCCCCGAAGGCGUCAACAUCGUCGCCGACUACUCUUCCUCCUUCAUCUCUCGCCCCAUUCCUAAUAUUGAAAAGCACGCCAUCAUCUACGCUGGUGCGCAGAAGAACCUCGGCCCUAGCGGCGUGACGGUCUUGAUCGUCCGUAAAGACUUGUUGGUCGACACUGCUGAAGCUGCCAAGCUCGGGUGCGUACCCGUGACUCCCAUUACCUACGAGUACAAGAUUCUCGCCGACAAUGCUUCCCUUUACAACACGCCUCCCACUUUCCCCAUCUACGUUUCCGCCCUCGUCCUUCAACGUCUACUUUCUGAGAAGGGCGGCCUUGAGGGCUUGGAGAAGGUGAACAAGGAAAAGGCCGAGCUGCUGUAUGCUACUUUGGACAAGGCGGAGGAGAAGGGCGCUAUCAAGACAGUGGUCAGGGAGAAGGAGGCUAGGAGCUGGAUGAAUGUUACUUUCAACAUUGUCGGAGAAGGGAAGGAAAAGGCGUUCUUGGACGGUGCCGCUGAGCGGGGCUUCCAACAGUUGAAGGGGCACAGGUCUGUUGGUGGUGUGAGAGCAUCCAUCUACAACGCCGUCACCCUCGAGUCUGUCCAAUUGUUGUGCCAGUACAUCGAAGAAUUUACCUCCAAGCAACAAUAA
Molecule: messenger RNA, 1242 nt
Organism: Cryptococcus wingfieldii CBS 7118
Lineage: Eukaryota; Fungi; Basidiomycota; Tremellomycetes; Tremellales; Cryptococcaceae
Product: phosphoserine transaminase
Exons: 3
Coding region: 1-1242 (413 amino acids)
Biological process (GO): L-serine biosynthetic process
Cellular component (GO): cytoplasm
Molecular function (GO): O-phospho-L-serine:2-oxoglutarate transaminase activity; pyridoxal phosphate binding
Source: RefSeq, a predicted model, not a curated record